Solanum dulcamara is the source of this 1917-nucleotide messenger RNA. RefSeq names its product 4-diphosphocytidyl-2-C-methyl-D-erythritol kinase, chloroplastic/chromoplastic. Gene Ontology annotation, cellular component: chloroplast. Gene Ontology annotation, molecular function: 4-(cytidine 5'-diphospho)-2-C-methyl-D-erythritol kinase activity; ATP binding. The transcript has 11 exons. Gene Ontology annotation, biological process: terpenoid biosynthetic process. Lineage: Eukaryota; Viridiplantae; Streptophyta; Magnoliopsida; Solanales; Solanaceae. The record is from RefSeq and is a predicted model, not a curated record. Bases 310 to 1536 code for a protein of 408 amino acids.
CAAAAGAGCAUUGAAUAAAGAAGAACUACAAAGAAAGAAAGAAAAAUUCUGUGAAACACAUUUCUGAAAUCGUUCUUUCCCCUUAUUUGUCCUGUGGUGUGUACUUAACCUACCUGAAAAGUGAAAACUGACAAAAAUAACUAAGGUACAGAUACCCUUUGGUUAGUUCCUCUAACCACACUAAAAAAGAUUGAAACUUUUUGAAUUGUAUUUAUGGGUUUGAAGAAUUGAAUCAUAUUGUUCAAAAUUUUGCUUUUUAUUUCACUUAAAUUUGUGAAGAAAAAAUAGCAUAGUGGAAACACUGUAGCCAUGUCUUCCUGUAAUAUUCUUUGUAGUUAUCAGCUUUACAGUUCUUGUAAUGUCAAACCCCAAAUUGGUACUGUUAAAAAGAGCUGUUUUUAUCAAUCUUGGUCAAAUAGGCCACAUGGGUCAUCCUAUUUUCAUAAGAAUUCUCAGUUUAGAAGAAGCAAUUUUGUUAUUGUGAAGGCUUCAGAUUCAAGAACUAGCAGAAAACAAGUAGAGAUAACAUACAACCCUGAAGAGAAGUUUAAUAAAUUAGCUGAUGAAGUGGAUAGGGGGGCUGGGCUUUCAAGACUCACUCUUUUUUCUCCUUGCAAGAUAAAUGUUUUCUUGAGAAUAACAGAUAAGAGGGACGACGGAUAUCAUGAUUUGGCAUCUCUCUUUCAUGUAAUUAGUCUAGGAGAUAAAAUAAAGUUCUCGCUGUCACCAUCAAAGUCAAAGGAUCGUUUAUCUACUAAUGUUGCUGGAGUUCCACUCGAUGAGAGAAAUCUGAUUAUAAAGGCCCUCAAUCUUUAUAGGAGAAAGACUGGAACAGACAAUUACUUUUGGAUUCAUCUCGAUAAGAAGGUGCCUACUGGAGCUGGUCUUGGUGGUGGGAGCAGUAAUGCUGCAACAACUCUGUGGGCAGCAAAUCAAUUCAGUGGUUGUGUUGCCACUGAAAAGGAGCUACAAGAGUGGUCUGGUGAGAUUGGUUCUGAUAUUCCUUUCUUCUUCUCUCAUGGAGCAGCCUACUGUACGGGUAGGGGUGAGGUUGUUCAAGAUAUCCCAUCACCCAUACCAUUUGACAUUCCAAUGGUUCUCAUAAAGCCUCAACAAGAAUGUUCUACUGCUGAAGUUUACAAGCGUUUUCAGUUGGAUCUGUCCAGUAAGUUUGAUCCCUUGAGCUUGCUGGAGAAAAUCUCUACUAGUGGAAUAUCUCAAGAUGUGUGUGUCAAUGAUUUAGAACCUCCUGCCUUUGAAGUUCUUCCAUCUCUUAAAAGGUUAAAACAGCGAGUAAUUGCUGCAGGCCGAGGACAAUAUGAUGCAGUCUUCAUGUCUGGAAGCGGAAGCACAAUAGUAGGGGUUGGCUCUCCAGAUCCACCACAAUUUGUCUAUGACGAUGAAGAAUACAAGGAUGUCUUCUUGUCAGAAGCAAGUUUCAUCACUCGACCAGCCAACCAGUGGUAUGUAGAACCUGUUUCAUCUAGCAAUAUUGGUGAUCAACCUGAGUUCCCCACAUCUUUUGACAAGUCGUAAGGCUCAAAAGAGCCUGUAAAUUGAAGCAAUAAGAGAAGUUUUUGCAGUUGUAAAUUUUAUGUCCAAUAAUUUCGGUAAUCUCAUCCUUUCACUUUGGAUGUUCUAUUCAAGGAAGAAAAAAAUCAGUCACAAUCUGGUCGAAGUGUCAAAUGAGCGGGUUAGGUUAAACUUGAACCAAAUCAAUAAACAUGUUAUGAUUCAACUUGUUUGAGGUUUACUUGAGUUGAGAUGAAUUGCAAAACAAUGAGGUUAUAGUCCAACCCGCCUAACAUGGCUCAACCUUCCCUCCUACCUUGUCAUAGAAGGAAGAGAGGUUAUUUUCGAUAGACCUUCAGCUCACUAUUAUUAUUUAUCAAUUUAUCUUAUUUUUAUUUGGUAUGA